Drosophila elegans is the source of this 1255-nucleotide messenger RNA. It is a transcript of the gene E(spl)m6-BFM, whose product is annotated as enhancer of split m6 protein. The transcript has a single exon. The record is from RefSeq and is a predicted model, not a curated record. The coding region runs from base 59 to 271 and encodes 70 amino acids. Lineage: Eukaryota; Metazoa; Arthropoda; Insecta; Diptera; Drosophilidae.
AGUCAACGCGUAAAGAACUCUAAUCAGAAAAGUGCAUUUUCUACAUCCACCCAGAACCAUGUCGAAAGUUAAGAACUUAUUAGCCAAAAUGAUGCAGCGUUUUGCCAAAAACAGCUCACAUAACGAUAGUCAACGGUACGAUAGUCUGGAGGAGAUUGCCCAAAAUCAGGCCAACGAGAGGAUGCUGAGAGAAACUCAGACGGGAACGGAGGAGCACCUGGUCAUCUGCUUGGAGACUGCUGCCGGUAGCUUUUAUUGGCACUCGCAGUAGUAACAAACGCAGGAGCAACAGCAAAAUCACCUGCAUCAGCAGCAAUCUAAAGAGAAUCAUUGCUGAGAACCAAAACAUCAGCUUUAGAAAUUGCUACCUUGUCAACAACUGCAAUUAUAGUGAAGACAGAAGCAACAACAGCAACCAAUUUAAUUGCAAUUGGAAGAAAGACAGCAGAUUUUCCUCAGAAGAUGCAGCAUAGCAGGAAAAACUACACUUAAUAUUGCCAUGUCAACAACAACUUGUCAAAAAGCCGAAAAUCCAGCAGCAACAUAAUGGAGUAUUAAAGGAGCAACCACAGUGGCAACACCACAUUAUAAAUACAGAAGCAACAACAGAAACUGCAAUUAUUAUUGCAAUGCCAACAGCAACUAUAAUUGCAAGAACCAAAAACGGCAACUAAACCUGCAGCAACACCUCAAAAAGCCGAAAACUCAAGAGCAUUAUCAACAGCAGCAAAAAUAGCGAACCCUAAACCAACCGCAGAAUCAACUUGGCCAAUAAAAACUAUAAUCGCUUGUUAAAAAGCGAGAAACUAGCCACAAAAACAGUAGCAGCCACAUAAACUAUAACAAUCUUUAACAUCUCAAGAAAUCAAAACAUCGAUGACAACAACAGGCAGUCACCACAACAAUCCCAAGACAACAGCAGCAUCAUAAGCCAAAGCACCAACAACAUGGGCCAAAAACCGGUAGAUGCGACCAAAACGACUGAACGGAUGAAUGAAUAAUACAAAACAUAUCAUUCGGUGAAUGAAUGGAGCUGUCGAGCGAUCGUGCGAAUUGUGUUGCGUGCCAGCAACAAGUAUCCAUAUCCAACUAGUCUUAAGGAUGCAACUCAGACAUCCUCUCUAGUUGGAGAUCCUCGAUGGGUGCCAAUAAUAAACAUAAAAUACAUUUGUGAUAUGAACUCAAGCUAGUUAGUGUAAAAUAAAUGUUAUUAGUUUAUAAGAAAUAAAAAAAUAAAGUAAUUAAAUUGAAACUA